ACGCCAUUUGCCCCCGGACAAAUAAUUUUUUUUAUUACCCAAUAUAAUUGUUAUAGACAGCAGUGGUUAAUGUUCGCCUUUUUUUUUCCAGAUCCAAGUCCGCCACCGUACUGUUUUGACCGAUAGAUGAGUAAUUGGACAAGAUGUUACCGAGGACUAAAAUCAGAAGGUUACUUGGGUUGCUGUGUAUGACAUUUGCUGCACUUCCGUUUGUCGAAACCGCUUACAAUAAAUGCCUAGUGAAUCGGACAGAGGUGAAUCCCAAGCGUUUCCUUCAUUAUGAGGGGCGUUUCCUGAAUAUAACGUUGGAAAUGUCCAACAGCAUCUCCCACAAACUAUCCACGCAUGUUUUCAAAAUAUUCCUCCAGGAAGUCCUCGGUUAUCCGAACGUCGAGAUCUAUCCCGAAGAUGACAAUCUCGACGUUGAGGAAGUUAUGGAUAGGUUAUCGGGACCACUGGUCGAAUCGAAUAUAACGGUACCACGGACAAUGAUCAACGUCGAAGUGUGGGUCUCUCCCGAAUUUGACACAAUUCCCUUAUUGGAUACGCACCACGUCCGAGACUGUGGAACGAUAGCUCCUCCCAUCAGACUAGGCUGGUUUAUACCGCUCACGAAGGACACAAUGCAAUUACCACCAAUGGAACGGGAGGUCCACUGGUCUUCCUUCAAAGACUCCAAAUACGUACAAAGCUUCGACAUCCUCAACGAAGCCGAUCGCAAUCUCAUUAGCUCAUACUCGAGAGACUCCUCGAAUUACUACUGUUCGGACCGCGUCUGCGACAAAGGCAUGUACACUCCUCCCCAGUGCACUAGCCCCACGAAAUUUAGCUACGUUCCGUGCGCCAUUCUCCUCGCACCCUAUUACAACAAUACCAAAUUUGUAAUUAAACAAAUUGACGAUCUGAAGCUGCUAGUCAAAGUAGUCUGGUUGGGUCCCAACCUAAAGCACGUGGUGACUCAGCUCAAAAACAGCAGAAAUUCCGACCAAAAAUUAGUUAUACUAAACUGGACGCCAAGCGAGAUUAUUCUACACGACCGCGAUUACAUCAUCGUGAACUUUAAACGUGCGGAGUUAAUUACUUCUUCGCUUGUCGGACGAUACGAACUGAUUAGGAUGGUCAAGUACUCCUGGAGCAAGUUGGAAAAAUACGCGAAGGUCGCCUACGAGUCUUUGCAUCGGUUGAAAUUUUCCGAACAGGAUUACGAUCUGUUGCUCGAAUUGUACAACGAACGAUCGAAGACCUCGGGAAUCUACGACAUCGCGUGCGAGUGGAUGCUCCAAAGAAAACCGUCGUGGACGCAAUGGAUUCCCGUAAGCGACCGGGAGAAGAGCUACCUUUACAUUGGCGGAAUUUUCCCGCUGACCGGCUCGUCGUAUAUGGGCAAGGGUAUUUUGCAAGGCGCGCUAAUGGCGCGAGAGGCGAUUAAUCAAAACAGCGCAAUUUUACGCGACUACACCCUCCAGUUGUUGGCGUCGGAUGGACAGUGUAAGGCCGAUAAGGUCAUGAAAGCCUUUAUCGACUACAUCGUCGACAAUUACUACAGUAAUUUAGUCGGCGUGCUCGGACCUGCGUGUUCGGACACGGUUGAACCACUUGCGGGCGUCUCGAAGCAUUACAAGACCUUGGUCAUAUCGUACAGUGCCGAGGGGGCCAGCUUUUCCGAUCGCCAGAAAUAUCCCUACUUUUUCAGAACGAUCGGCGAGAACAAGCAAUACAAGCAUGUCUAUUUGAAAAUGUUUCAAGCCUUCGAAUGGAAGAGGGUCGCCUCUCUAACCGAAGACGGCCAAAAAUAUACCGAGUACAUCACGCACAUGGAGAACUUAUUGGAAAUGGAGGGAAUCUCGUUCAUUUCGAAUACGAAAUUCCCACGGGAACGGGAUGUGGUUGUGAUGACUAGGUACCUGGAGGACCUGAAGCGCAAACGAGCGAAAAUCAUCAUCGCCGACGUUUUUGACGACGUCGCGCGAUCCGUAAUGUGCGAGGCCUACAAAUUGGAAAUGACCGCAAGGCAGGGUUACGUUUGGUUCCUACCGCUUUGGCUGAAUAUAUCUUGGUACGACACAGAUUAUUUCAACACCUUAUCCAAUGAGAAAGUGAAUUGUACAACGGAAAAUAUGAUUGAGGCGAUUAAUGGCUAUUUCUCAUUGACAUCUGCGUACUUUGCGCCCGACGAUCAAAUAAUGCAAGAAAACAAAACCGUAGGCCAAUGGAAAACGGAGUACAAGGCUAGGGCUCAAGAUUUCGCGUCCGACUUUGCCGGUUUCGCCUAUGACGCGGUUUGGACGUACGCCUUGGCUCUGGACCAACUGGUGAAGGAGGAUCCAGAGGCAAUUACUGCUCUACAUUCCCUUAGUACGACAAACAAAUUGGUUAAUUUGGUCAAGCAAACCGAUUUCUACGGAGUAUCCGGACGAAUCAAAUUCAGAGGCGGUCCGUCGAGGUUCUCGAUAAUAAACGUGAUGCAGUUCAUGAACAACAGCACCUACAUCGUCGGUAGCUUUCACCCCAACAUUUCGGACGACCUGGGUGAAACGAUCGGAGGCGAAUUGAUGUUAAAUAAAAGUCGAAUAAGAUGGCUGACACCCGACGGAAAAGUCCCAGACGACGGAACAUUACCCGCCAGCACCUGCACUUUGAAUAGUCUCGCCGAGUUUUUGAAUGUCGAAUGCGAGAUGGCCAUUAUUAUAUUAAAUUUGAUCGUCGCCUUCAUCCUGCUCGCGGUUGUGGUGUUAACGGUGUACAUUAUCAAACGGCAGUACGACAAAAAGAUGCAAUUAACUGAGAGGUACAUGAAGUCGCUCGGAAUCGACCUGCUAAACCCGUCGAACAUCGGCGGGCUGGACAAGUGGGAAAUUCCGCGGGAAUCGGUCGUGAUCAAUCGGAAACUCGGGGAAGGCGCCUUCGGUACGGUGUACGGAGGUGAGGCGAAUUUCCCAGAAUCCGGGUGGCUCGCCGUCGCGGUUAAAACGUUGAAGUUAGGCUCGACCACUGAGGAGAAAUUAGAUUUUCUAUCCGAGGCAGAGGUAAUGAAGCGGUUCGACCACAAGAAUAUCGUGCGCUUAUUGGGCGUUUGCACGAAAAAGGAGCCUGUCUACACGAUUAUGGAGUUCAUGUUGUACGGCGAUCUCAAAACGUUUCUCUUGGCUCGUCGUCACUUGGUUUACGACAAGUUAGCAGAAGAAAGCGAAGAAGUUUCCAGCAAGAAAUUGACUUCCAUGGCGCUGGAUGUCGCGAGGGGUUUAAGUUAUCUCGCCGAGCUCAAGUACGUCCACAGAGAUGUCGCCUCGAGGAACUGCCUGGUAAACUCUCAGCGGGUCGUCAAGCUGGGAGAUUUCGGAAUGACGCGACCCAUGUUUGAAAAUGACUACUAUAAGUUCAAUCGCAAGGGAAUGCUGCCCGUACGGUGGAUGGCACCCGAAAGUCUGACCUUGGGAGUGUUCACUCCCGCUUCGGACGUCUGGAGUUACGGCGUUCUUCUUUAUGAAAUAAUCACUUUUGGUAGUUUUCCGUUUCAAGGCUUAAGUAACAAUCAGGUGUUGGAGCAUGUGAAGGCUGGCAACAUCUUGAGUGUGCCUUCCGGAAUUAAAACCCAACUGGAAGGUCUGCUGAAAUCCUGCUGGAAUCAAGACAGCAAAAUUCGCCCGACCAGUUCGGAAAUCGUGGAAUUCCUCGCGAACAACCCCCGCCUGUUAACCCCGUGCUUAGACGUUCCGAUUUCGUCCGUCCAGAUGGAGGAUACGGGUCAGCUGGAGAUGCACCUUCCCGAAAAGUUCCGUAAGUGUUCGGUGUCGCUCGGCGCGAAAACUCCCCUACCGAACGGCAUCUCCUCGUCUUCGUUCGACUCGAAACUGAGCAGUUUACGGCAGAACAGCGUGCUGGAGAACAACGGCUCCAUUCAGCCGGACAAGUGUUGUCCCAGAGAGCCGCUGCUGGGCCCGCCGUCGAGAUCUGAAUCGUUUAUAGGUCUAAAUAAGUAUAUUAGUGUACAGAAUAAUCGGGAGAACUACUGCCAACAAUCGACGCCCAACGGGCACGCUAUAACAAAAUUAUAAGAUGGGAGCAAACGGCUAUUAUCGUUUGCGAUACGAGCUAGAAAAGGAAGACUGGUAACUUUUUUUGUAAAUAAUUUCGCAAUAACAAAUCACAAAACGAAGACUGCAAUUUUUUUAAAUGCUUUAGACAUAAUUUCGUUAGUAUUACGUGUAUAGUUUUUGAUGCGUUUGGCAAUUUCACCAACCAAAGGUCUUAUUUAGGUCAUUCCUAUUAUAGUAAGCAAUGCUUGCCACAUAUCAGCCGAAGCAUGUCGGUCCAAUUAAUCGAGAUACACGACUGAUUUAUUUGUUGCAUUUCCGAGACGAGUACAAAAUUUCGCUCAUCGCUGAGGUGUUCAUUUUCCUUCCUAGCACUAACUACUCAAUUGGACUGUGUGCCGUUCGAACGAGAGAAAGAUUAACGCUCGCAUUUGCUAGUUGCCGCCGGUCCGGACGAAUUGGACCAACAACCCCCUUUACUUGUGUAUUGACCACUCAAAUUUUGAUAGAUGGUUUCUGGGCAAGUUUGGAGUCAAACUUACGCACAAACGAUCUACUGACUGUGUACAGUGUUUUGUUUCAGUAUUUUUUAUUUAAAACUAGUAUUAA
Molecule: messenger RNA, 4643 nt
Organism: Photinus pyralis (common eastern firefly)
Lineage: Eukaryota; Metazoa; Arthropoda; Insecta; Coleoptera; Lampyridae
Product: receptor-type guanylate cyclase gcy-22-like
Exons: 8
Coding region: 144-4055 (1303 amino acids)
Biological process (GO): cell surface receptor protein tyrosine kinase signaling pathway; multicellular organism development; protein phosphorylation
Cellular component (GO): signaling receptor complex
Molecular function (GO): ATP binding; transmembrane receptor protein tyrosine kinase activity
Source: RefSeq, a predicted model, not a curated record